Messenger RNA from Mytilinidion resinicola, 1167 nucleotides. RefSeq lists its product as uncharacterized. The transcript is spliced from 2 exons. The record is from RefSeq and is a predicted model, not a curated record. Gene Ontology annotation, biological process: spindle assembly. Gene Ontology annotation, cellular component: HAUS complex; cytosol. NCBI's taxonomy places the organism in Eukaryota, Fungi, Ascomycota, Dothideomycetes, Mytilinidiales, Mytilinidiaceae. The coding region runs from base 16 to 903 and encodes 295 amino acids.
CCACCGAACACACCAAUGGACACUACCCUCACCCCAACCGACCUCUUCUCCCCCUCCAAAGCCCGCCAGCAACGCGCCCAAGCCCGCGACUGGUCCCACAUCGACAGCUGGCUCGCGUCCAAAUACGCCUGCCGCAGCAUCCCCACCUUCGAGCGCAAUGACGAGACUCUAAAAGCCUUGCGCGCCGUCGCAUUAGCCAACGAGCGCGCUGAUGAGGAACAGCGGCUAUUAGAGAAGGUAGAGCGGGAAGCAUUGGCGGAGCUAGAAUCGGCCCCAGACAACCCCUCCGACACCCUCCUCACCGCCCUAACCACCCACCUCCCCCCCACCGGCGCACACUCCCUCACCGCCCUCGCCACCACCUCCAUCCACCUCAACACCCCCUCCACCGACCCCUCAGCCCUCGCCCACGCCCUCAUAACCCACACCACCACAUCCCACUCCCUAACCACCACCCUGCACCACCUCCGCACCCUCCACACAGCCCUCUCAACCACCCUCUCCGACCUCCGCAACGAGCUCCACGCCCUGCGCGCCCCAGCAUACACCGUCCCCGCCACCCUCCCCCGCCAAACCGCCGACCGCGCGCGCGUGACGAAGCAGCUGCGCGCCAAGCAGCGCGAGUGCGAGACGGCGCUCGCCGAGCUCUCACGAGCUACCACGACGCCGAAGAACGGGCAGGACGACGUCAGGACCGCGGCCGGGCUGGCGGUGUUGGAGGCGCGGGAGCGGGAGCUGCUGGAGCUGCGGGCGCGGGUGGUAGAGUUGGAGGCGCAGGUGCAGGAGUUCCGGGGGUUGCCGAUGGAGAAGGAGGGGGCGCGGCGGGAGGUGAGGAGGGCAGAGGGGGAGCUGGAGGCGCUGCUGAGAAGGCGGGAUGGGAUGUUUGAGGGGUUGGUGGGGUAGGGGAGAGGGUGGGUGAGGGUCCUAGAUAAGCGUAUGUUUGAAGACGAUCGGUACAAGGCAGUUGGGUUGGAGUGAGGACCUAUUUCUAGAAAGGUUUGGUGGAUACCCUUAGGUUACUUGUGGUUAUAACAGUGGCAGCGGCAUGUGCGGCUACAAGUAGAGCAGGAGGGAAUAGCUUUGCAUAUUGGAGAAAAGGUAUCAAGAAGUAACUAUCCUACCCGAAAUCUCGGACCCCCUACACGUGGAAGAAGCCCGCACAAGUUC